UAAUUUGACAUGUAGACACUAGCUGGCCCUGUGUGAAAUGUGUGUAAAAGUAAAAUGGCACACAACAUAACCCGUAGUUAAUCUCAAAUUAAAUAAUUAUAUUAGUAUUUUUACUUUUUUAUAUAACAAAACCUAGUAGUUCGUCUGAAAAUACAUAAAAUGAGUAGGCGAAGGCCCCAUGAGGAAGAAGAUGGCUACGAUAGGGCUUAUCGUAAGAGGCGUAGGGUAUCAGAAAAUCAAGAAAUUGAAGAUAGAUUGGAAUCACUUAUUCUGAGGGUUGGAGAAAAAAGUACUUCUUCUCUUGAAAGUAAUUUAGAGGGUCUAGCAAGUGUUCUAGAAGCAGAUCUUUCUACCUUCAGAGCUAAGAUAUUAAGAAUUCUGACCGACUGUGCAAUUCGGAUGCCAGAAAAAUGUACGAUUUACACAACUUUGGUGGGUUUACUCAAUGCAAAAAAUUUUAAUUUCGGAGGUGAUUUUGUAGAAUAUAUGGUAAAAACGUUUAAAGAAUCUUUAAAGAACUGCAAAUGGGACGCAGCGAGAUAUGCAUUGAGAUUCCUGGCAGAUUUAGUGAAUUGCCAUGUAAUUUCAGCAACUUCUUUAUUACAAUUGUUAGAUAACAUGAUAGAUACAGCUAAUGAGGACAAUGUUCCUCAAGUCCGCAGAGAUUGGUAUGUGUUCGCAAUUCUCAGUACCUUACCAUGGGUAGGCAGAGAACUGUAUGAAAAGAAAGAGAAGGCUUUGGAGCAUCUUCUUGUUCAGAUUGAAGUAUUUUUAAAUAAAAGGACAAAAAAACACCAUAAUGCUUUAAGGGUGUGGGCGAUAGAUACUCCUCAUCCCCAAGAAGAGUAUUUGGAUUGUUUAUGGUCGCAAGUGAGGAAGUUACGUCAAGACAACUGGGCUGAAAAACAUAUUCCGAGACCGUACUUGGCUUUUGAUUCUAUUUUGUGUGAGGCAUUGCAGCAUAACUUGCCUUCGAUUCUACCACCUCCACAUCAUGAUAGUUAUCAGUAUCCCAUGCCAUGGGUAGUUUUCAGGUUGUUUGACUAUACAGACUGCCCCGAAGGUCCGAUUCUUCCCGGCGCUCACUCCAUCGAACGUUUCUUAAUAGAGGAGCAUCUACACUCUAUAAUAGAAAUGUAUCACUUAGAACGAAAGGAUUGUGCUGCUCAUUUACUCAACUUCCCUUAUAAAUUGAAAAUCCCGCUGGAAUAUUGCAUCGUAGAAGUUAUAUUUGCUGAAUUGCUACACAUGCCGACGCCUAGAUAUCUAGAAAUAGCCUACGGCGCUAUGCUUAUCGAACUCUGCAAGUUGCAACCUUCGACCAUGCCUCAAGUCCUGGCUCAGGCCACAGAGAUGCUUUUCAUGAGGAUCGAUUCGAUGAACGUAUCGUGUUUCGACAGAUUCGUGAACUGGUUCUCGUACCACUUGAGCAACUUCCAGUUCCGGUGGUCCUGGGAGGACUGGGAUUCCUGUUUGUCUUUGGAUGAGGAGCAUCCGAAGCCUAAGUUUGUGAGGGAAACGAUGUUGAAGAGUAUGAGACUUUCUUAUCAUCAGCGCAUUAGAGAAAUAUUGCCAGAAGGAUUCGCCCGUUUCAUUCCCGAGAAAGCUGAACCCGAUUAUAAAUAUGCGCAAGAUGGGGCCGCAACUCUUCCUGGCACUUCGGCUGCUCACCAGUUGGUCGUCUCCAUCAGACAGAAAUGCACUCCUGAAGAGGUCCUAGCCGUGCUUAAGGACCUCCCAAACCCCCGAUCCGAAGAAGAAGGCGACGGCCGGUUCAAUCCCCUAAAGAUCGACGUGUUCGUGCAGACCCUCUUGAAUCUGGGUUCCAAGAGUUUCUCCCACAGCUUCGCCGCCAUCUCCAAAUUCCACUACGUUUUUAAGAUACUGGCAGAGUCCGAAGAGGCUCAGAUUUGCAUUCUGAGGAACGUGUUCGAGCUGUGGCACAACCACCAGCAGAUGUUGAUCGUGUUGGUGGACAAGAUGCUAAAGACUCAGAUAGUCGAGUGUUCCGCAGUAGCCAAUUGGAUAUUUUCAAAGGAGAUGACGGGGGAGUUCACGAAGAUGUAUUUGUGGGAAAUCCUGCAUUUAACCAUAAAGAAAAUGAACAAGCACGUGAUAAAACUCGGGGCCGAACUGUCCGAGGCGAGGGAGAAGUUAGCUAGGGCGGAGUCUAGCGAUGAGGAAUCCGAGGAUGAGAAUGAUACAGAGAAACCGACGGAGGAGAUGGUGGAGAGGAUGGAGGAGAAGUUGGAAGCUGCCCAAGCCGAUCAAAAGAAUUUGUUCUUGAUUAUUUUCCAAAGGUUUAUUAUGAUUUUGUCGGAGCAUUUGGUCAGGUGUGAUACGGACGGCAGGGAUUAUAAUACACAUUGGUAUAAGUGGACUAUCGGAAGACUGCAACAAGUAUUUCUAGCUCACCACGAACAAGUUCAAAAGUACAGUUCAACGUUAGAAACGCUGUUAUUCACGCAGGACUUGGACCACCACAUACUAGAAGUAUUCCAGCAGUUCGUUUCCUUAAGGGCUUAAACUAUUUAUUUUUCUUGAAUUGUAUAAAUCUUUUCUUUUUAUUUAAGUAUCUUUAAUUAUAUGAGAGGAAAGAUAAUUUAUCAUUAAAAUUUUAUUAUUUUGACAUAAUAGAGUGUACUUUUUAAAA
Molecule: messenger RNA, 2653 nt
Organism: Anoplophora glabripennis (Asian longhorned beetle)
Lineage: Eukaryota; Metazoa; Arthropoda; Insecta; Coleoptera; Cerambycidae
Gene: Cbp80
Product: nuclear cap-binding protein subunit 1
Exons: 6
Coding region: 160-2526 (788 amino acids)
Biological process (GO): mRNA export from nucleus; nuclear-transcribed mRNA catabolic process, nonsense-mediated decay
Cellular component (GO): nuclear cap binding complex; nucleus
Molecular function (GO): protein binding; RNA cap binding; mRNA binding
Source: RefSeq, a predicted model, not a curated record